Molecule: messenger RNA, 771 nt
Organism: Exaiptasia diaphana
Lineage: Eukaryota; Metazoa; Cnidaria; Anthozoa; Actiniaria; Aiptasiidae
Product: phospholipase A2 A2-actitoxin-Cgg2a
Exons: 5
Coding region: 17-460 (147 amino acids)
Biological process (GO): phospholipid metabolic process; lipid catabolic process; arachidonate secretion
Molecular function (GO): calcium ion binding; phospholipid binding
Source: RefSeq, a predicted model, not a curated record
AGUUUUGCGUCACUGAAUGAACACAAUGUUCAAAACUGCAGUGUUUUUCGUGGUCCUUGGCUUGGUUUGCCUUGCGGUUUCUUUGCCUAAUCAGAAAAAGCAGUUUUCCGCUACAUCAAGUCGUGGUUUACUGGACUUUGGGUACAUGAUAUACUGUGGUACAGGGCGUAACCCACUKGACUACAAUAACUAUGGGUGUUGGUGUGGGUUUGGUGGUCAUGGGACUCCUUUAGACAACYUAGACAGGUGUUGUAUGGUGCAUGAUAAUUGCUAUGAUAAAGUCCAUAAAUCUGGUGUUUGRCCAUUUCAAGCAGCGGUCUAUACCUUCCCUUACAGUACUACUGGCUGUACCAACUGCAGGCCRGCGAGUUAUUACUGGUUUCAAGGAUUUGCCGAAUUAGCAAUGAGAAAAGAACAAGAGAAAGAAUUGAAAGAAAGUGAAAAGAAGAAAAAGAAAUAGGAGGUAAAACCAUUACUUACCACAUUUUGUGCAUCCAGUAACUUUAUAUUUGUCCAUGUAGACCUCGAGGGGAUUCUUGCAGUCGUUACCAUACAUGAUUCGAUCAUAGCAGUGAUCGUGUGCCUUACAACAACUAAAACAUYUCUACUAUUAAUUAUACAGCUAUUAUCUAAGACCAUGGUACUGCAUUACGUACCUGUCUACAGGGUCCAAUGCAGGUCCUUGUCCCCCUGGCCCACAGUAACAUCCGUAUCCUAUAUACUGUACCCAACUGUUCUUUGUCGAGCAAUCUAUCAUGUUCGCCAGUUGAC